GAACUCUCGCGCGAUGAUCAUGGCUGUUGAGAGGGGUUGAUGCGAGGAAAAGUGGAAAAUCGAAUGAUUGAUACAUUUGCAGCGGCUAGUUAGCUAUGUUUCGGUCGCUGCUCCCCAAGUAUUAUUGUACAACGUAUCAGAAUAGUAGGAUUUCGAUUUAUAGCUUGCAUUUCCCACCGACGCGUAAGGCAUAAAGUGGACAUUGGGGUUUAAUGAUACGGUUUAAUUUUCUCUAGCUAAUUUUGGCUUGCUAUGCUAACGCGAACUGGUUAGCUUUGUUUACAUCAAGUGCGCGCUUGGGAUAUGUUAGCUUAUUGCUAACCAAACAAAUGUGUGAUCUUAGGAGCAGCGUUUCGUUCCGCUAGGUAUCGACCAGGAGACCGUGAUCGAUAGCAAACGGGCUCUAUGGCUAACAUUGAGAAUUUCUUGUUUCAUUCGUGUGGCUGAUGUCCUAAGCUAAUGCUAGCUGCAUAAUGCUAACCCUUUGAUAAUGGACGGUCUGGUCAUUUAAUUCACUGUUAGCCGGUAGACAUCGUUGGGGAGAAUCCUUCGUUGCAGUGACUGGCUGGAUUUCCUUUCCCCCCGAGUCUGCGGAGGGCACUGCUAUGAACCCCGUAAAGGCAACCGCUCUGUACGUGUCCGCCAGCCGGGCCGUGCUGCAGUGUGACCCGCGGCAGCCUCACACCUUCGCAGAGAUGUACAAGCUACUGCCCUUCUUCCGACAGUCCAUUGCAUGCCUCGCCUGUGGCAAACUGCUCCAGGAUCCCCUCUCCCCAUCACAUGCAGAGUGUCAGCAUUAUGUCUGCUCGGGCUGUAAAGGCCAGAAGAUGCAGAUAAGGCCGCCGUGCAGUCGCUGUAAGGAUUUCUCCUGCUUCCAGGAGAACCAACGGCUCUCUUUGCUCGUGCAAUGCUACAAGAAGCUCUGUCUCUAUGUAACCCAUUCGCCGUUACUGCAAUCCAUCACCAGCCGAGUGGGAGGGUCCCCAGAAGUUAUGGCCCUGCUAGAGGAGGUGCUAAUGUCCAAUGAAGAUGAAAUAGAGACAGAAGACCCAAGCCCAGCACAGGAAAAUGUGAAUCCAUCGGCCCAGGAGUCCCUCACUCCGACAGAGGCACCACCUGCUCCUGCAGAGCUUUCAGCUGUACCCCAGAGCUCCUCCUCGGACCCUCCUCGUUCCAAUGGACCACAGGAAUGUAACGGGGAAGUGCUGCAGGACCUCGCUCCUUCUUCUCCGGAGCUGGAAGUAUGCGAGCUGGUAGAGGAGCAGUCACAGGUAGACCUGUCUGUGUCUAGUACUGGCUGCGGUGGUCUGGAAGUGAGUCUGACCACUGGACCUUUAACCCCAACUCCAGGCACUGUGUGCUCACUCAGGGAUGGGCAAUCUGGCAGCAGGGAGCUGGAGGAGGGGGAGGUGUUGCUUCUCAGUGUGGAGGAGGUGUUGCAGACUUUGGAUCCCCUUCAACCUGGUCGAGAUACUCCUUAUACACAGCCGGAACGUAUGCACACUCACGCACACAUAGCCACGGACAGAGCACACGCGCCAAUGUACAUACAGCUAGACGCAACUCACAACUACACGCAGAUCCAAACGGACAGGACUAACACAGUGGCCAGUCACGGUGCUCACAUCCACGCGUCUUUUGAUCCUCCUCCAACCUCCAAGCCCCCGCCAGUCCGCCUUAAACGAAAACGCUCUCGUUCAGAGAGCGAUAGGGAAAAGGUAAAGCCCCUCCCUAUCGCCUCCAUCCUACAGGGCCCUUCCUCACAUUCACACACUCCAAACCCUUCUCAGACACUAUACAUGCAACCACCUACACCCUCCUUAACUGUACCAGCACACACAUACUCGUCCCUUCCUAACGGGGCGCCCCCGAAGCUCAGUCGGCCUGCGCCGAACCACAAUAAAGGCGCCAGGAAGCAUGUUGAUGCGGGCCUUAAGAAGCCCCAUGCGAAGGCACGCAGCGGUGGAGGCCCCAAGACCAAGGAUGGAAGCAAGGACCAGCGGUUGAUGGCAGGCUGCAUUGUGCCCCCGGCUCCUGUUCGGCCCCCAUACAAGAAGCCUGCAGAGAAGAAGGGCUGCAAGUGUGGCAGGGCCACCCAGAAUCCAUCUGUACUGACAUGCAGGGGCCAACGCUGUCCCUGCUAUUCGAACCGAAAGGCGUGCUUGGAUUGUAUCUGUCGAGGUUGCCAGAACUCCUACAUGGCUAACGGGGAGAAGAAGCUAGAGGCCUUCGCCGUGCCCGAGAAAGCCUUGGAGCAGACGCGUCUCACCCUCGGCAUCAACCUCACCAGCAUCACCGCGGCCGCCGCACUCCGCAACCCGGCAACCACCAGCAUCCGCACUAACACCCUCCUCAAUGUCGCCACAGCAACUGGGAGCCCCGUGACUACAAGCUUUCUGUCCCCCAGCCCGCCACAAGAGCCCAGCUACGAGGACAGCCUGGAGCUGCUGAUUGGAUGAGAGGCUGGGACUCCAAAAACAGACCGCUCCAUGCUGAUCGAAUGUGACGGCUGAUUAUUGUAUCUGUCAGACAACCUGUACCUCCCCAUGACCAGAGGGGAGGCAACAAGGCAGCUAUGGGUCUGUCCUGUUCUGUAACCCGCUCUCCUUCUGUGUUGGAAAAUGCUGACCAGUCAGACUCGCAUGGGUGUGCCAAAGCCUCCUGUUUUGUGCCUGUGUGUGUCGUUACCUGUCUGUAGUUAAACAUUUAUACUCACUUCCAAGGCUGUUCUGUACUCCAGAGGUGCUUUUUUUUUUUUUUAGACCACAGACAUACUGUUAGAGGCAAUAGGAACCCAGACCCGAUUUUGUGUUUGUUGGUGUGUGUGCGCACCAUCUUAGAUUUCAGUGUGCGCAUGUGUGAUUUUUGGUGCAAAAUGAUAACAAAAAACUGCAUCAUAAUAUACCAUCACCGGACACCGCAUUUUCCGUGUUAGAGUAUUCCUCCAUGUGUAUCUAAGAAAUGCAUCAUUGGUAUCAGGACGGCCCUUACUAACCCUUAAGCCUGUAUGUGUUCACACCUUAAUUGUGAAUGAAUCUUGUGACUAAUCUAUGGAGAAGUUAUGUCCCACACAAGACUCUAUGCCUUUUCUAUCUCAUUAACUCACUCAAUCCGAGUACUGUCAGGCUGAUAACGAAUUUGUCUUAAUGAACUUGACUGAUGCAGGCAUUGUACAGGCAGCAAGAUAAUGUCAAAGCACUUGGCUGGCUCCAGUUUCUGUGCAUGCAAGUGUGUGUGUGUGUGAGUGUGUAUGUUUAAAUGCGCCUGCUGAGAUUUGCUGAAAUUCAGUGGGGAGGUGGAUGUUGGGUUGUAAGCACUUGAUUGGCCAAAUCACAACUAAAACCAUUCUUGGUUACCAUAGCAAUAGGAGCACCAACAAGGAGCCUCCCGGCUUUCGUGCACAGUUGUUUACAGUAUUGCCAUGUAUACGGACUAUAUAACGACUGUCUUCUAAAAUAUUACACCUUUAUGGGAUUGUACAUGACUUGAGUGUUUAGAUAAACUGAAGCCAUAGAUUGUCAUUAACAAGACAAAAUAUCUUGUGUGUGCAUUUUCCCGCCCCAGUUGUAGUGUCCCAAAUGAUUAGAGACUAACUGAGAGACUAUUUUUGAUACCAAGUGUUUGAGAUUUGGUACCACGGUCUUUUUUGUCUUUUAUUUGAAGCACCUUGAAGCCCUCCUAUAACUUGAGAGGCUGUGUAUUGUCCGUGUUUGUGUUUACUGUAACUACAACAUGUUUGUCAGUCCAGUCGUGGUGACCAAAAAGAGACUGGGAGGAAUCAGGCUGACCAAACAAACACCUUGGUUCUCCACUCAUAGACCAAGAAGUAGCCGGGGAUUACAGCGUGAUCAGCAAAUACGAUCUAUCUUCCUGUGUAAGUUGUUUUUUUCUUUUUUGGGCAUUACUUGAACCCUAGUUAGUUUUGAGUAUCGUUUUUUUUUUUUCUUAUGUACAAAACUCUUGUUUGAGGAGUGACUCUUAUUGCUGAAACAUUCACUGCCAUAAUAUGGAAAUGUAUUACAACAUGGAUUAAAUGAUAGUUUUUUA
Molecule: messenger RNA, 4047 nt
Organism: Pungitius pungitius (ninespine stickleback)
Lineage: Eukaryota; Metazoa; Chordata; Actinopteri; Perciformes; Gasterosteidae
Gene: msl2a
Product: MSL complex subunit 2a
Exons: 4
Coding region: 606-2459 (617 amino acids)
Biological process (GO): protein ubiquitination
Cellular component (GO): MSL complex
Molecular function (GO): ubiquitin protein ligase activity
Source: RefSeq, a predicted model, not a curated record